This is a messenger RNA of Drosophila melanogaster (fruit fly), 3204 nucleotides long. It is a transcript of the gene AlaRS, whose product is annotated as Alanyl-tRNA synthetase. The transcript is spliced from 2 exons. The record is from RefSeq and is marked reviewed. Gene Ontology annotation, molecular function: nucleic acid binding; nucleotide binding; aminoacyl-tRNA ligase activity. Gene Ontology annotation, biological process: tRNA aminoacylation; aminoacyl-tRNA metabolism involved in translational fidelity; alanyl-tRNA aminoacylation. Gene Ontology annotation, cellular component: cytoplasm. NCBI's taxonomy places the organism in Eukaryota, Metazoa, Arthropoda, Insecta, Diptera, Drosophilidae. The coding region runs from base 147 to 3047 and encodes 966 amino acids.
CGCUUCCAAAUUGUAUAACUUUGUCACGUACUGUGCAAAGUGCACUUUCACUGCUCCGAUUUGUGGCCGUUUUAAGGGGUUAGGGAGCCCCAAUUGUCGCGUGGCAACGUUUACACUCACGAUUUGUCCUUUGCAGAACCAGCAAUAUGAAGUUACUCACAGCAAAGGAGGUGCGCAACGCCUAUCUGGACUUCUUCAAGGAGCAGAAGCACAUCUAUGUUCACUCGUCCAGCACGAUUCCAUUGGACGAUCCCACGCUGUUGUUCGCCAACGCCGGCAUGAAUCAGUUCAAGCCCAUUUUUCUGGGCACCGCUGAUCCCAACAGCGAAAUGUCCAAGUGGGUGCGCGUGGCCAACACGCAGAAGUGCAUUCGCGCCGGUGGCAAGCACAACGAUCUGGACGACGUGGGCAAGGAUGUCUAUCAUCACACCUUCUUUGAAAUGCUGGGAAACUGGUCCUUCGGUGACUACUUUAAGAAGGAGAUCUGCUCCUGGGCCUGGGAGUUUCUCACGCAGCGACUCGCCCUACCCAAGGAUCGUCUGUAUGUGACUUACUUUGGUGGUGACGCGGCCAGCGGUCUGGAGCCCGAUCUGGAGUGCAAGCAAAUGUGGCUGGACUUGGGCCUGAAACCGGAACACAUCCUGCCGGGCAGCAUGAAGGACAACUUCUGGGAGAUGGGCGAGACUGGGCCCUGCGGACCAUGCUCUGAGCUGCACUUCGACCGGAUCGGCGGGCGCAGCGUUCCGGAGCUGGUCAACAUGGACGAUCCCGAUGUCCUGGAGAUCUGGAAUCUCGUGUUCAUCCAGUACAACCGUGAAUCUGAUGGCAGCUUGAAGCAACUUCCCAAGAAGCACAUUGAUUGCGGCAUGGGUUUCGAGCGGCUGGUGUCCGUCAUCCAGAAUAAGCGAUCUAACUACGAUACCGAUCUGUUUGUGCCACUUUUCGAUGCCAUCCAGGCGGGCACUGGUGCCCCACCUUACCAGGGUCGUGUGGGUGCCGACGAUGUGGACGGCAUUGACAUGGCCUACCGCGUGCUUGCCGAUCACGCCCGCACCAUCACCAUUGCUUUGGCUGAUGGCGGCACUCCGGACAACACUGGCCGAGGCUAUGUGCUGCGACGCAUCCUUCGUCGCGCUGUGCGUUAUGCCACUGAGAAGUUGAAUGCCAAGCCCGGUUUCUUCGCCACCCUGGUGAACACAGUGGUUGAUCUGCUUGGUGAUGCCUUCCCGGAGGUGAAAAAAGAUCCCCAACACAUCAUUGAUAUUAUCAACGAGGAAGAGUUGCAGUUCCUUAAGACGUUAACGCGCGGGCGCAACUUGCUGAACCGCACAAUCGAAAAGUUGGGUAACCAGACUACCAUUCCCGGAGAUGUUGCUUGGCGGCUGUACGACACCUACGGCUUCCCAGUCGAUCUAACCCAGCUUAUGGCAGAGGAGAAAUCCUUGAAAAUCGAUAUGGAUGGCUAUGAGGCAGCCAAGCAUAAUUCAUAUGUGCUUUCGCAGGGCAAAGGUGCUAGCAAAAUCGAGGAGAUCAAUCUGGAUGUGCACGCCAUUUCGCAGCUGCAGGAGCAAGGUGUGCCACCAACCAACGACACCUUCAAGUACAAGUACGAGGCUGUGUCUGACGAACGUGACUCCGCCUACAACUACGGUGUGUGCAAUAGUAAAAUUGUUGCCCUGCGCUUCGAAAACCAGUUUGUGAACGAGAUCACCAGCGGACAGAAGGCGGGCAUCGUUCUGGACAAAACAAAUUUCUAUGCAGAGAGCGGUGGUCAAAUCUACGACCAAGGUGCACUGGUUAAAGUCAAUGACGAGGCGAACGAGUUCCUUGUGGACCGUGUCUACAACCGCGGAGGCUACAUUCUUCACAUUGGCGUUGUAGAGGGCACCCUUAAGGUGGGUGAUGAGUUGGAACUGCACAUCGACGUGGAGCGUCGCUGGUUGACCAUGAAAAACCACUCGGCCACCCAUGCCCUCAACCAUUGCUUGCUGCAAGUAUUGGGUAAGGACACCGAACAGAAAGGCUCUCUGGUAGUGCCAGAGAAGCUACGCUUUGACUUCAACAGCAAGGCGGCAAUGACCAUCGAGCAGGUGUCCAAGACGGAGCAGCUGACUAAGGAGAUGGUGUACAAGAAUGUGCCGAUCUACGCAAAGGAGUCGAAAUUGGCCCUGGCCAAGAAGAUCCGAGGCCUGCGAUCGGUCUUCGACGAAGUGUACCCGGAUCCCGUUAGGGUAAUCUCCUUCGGAGUGCCCGUAGAUGAACUGGAGCAGAAUCCCGAUUCUGAAGCCGGCGAACAAACCUCCGUCGAGUUUUGCGGCGGCACCCAUUUGAGGCGCUCGGGUCACAUAAUGGACUUUGUUAUCAGCAGCGAAGAGGCCAUUGCCAAGGGUAUCCGAAGAAUUGUGGCUCUUACAGGACCCGAAGCUCUGAAGGCACUGAAGAAAUCUGAAGCAUUUGAACAAGAAAUCGUCCGGCUUAAGGCCACCAUUGAUAACGAUAAGUCCGGUAAGGACUCCAAGUCGCAUGUGAAGGAGAUUGUUGAGCUGACUGAACAGAUCUCGCAUGCUACGAUUCCCUACGUGAAAAAGGACGAGAUGCGCAAUCUGCUGAAGGGCUUGAAGAAAACAUUGGACGAUAAGGAACGUGCCCUGCGUGCCGCUGUCUCGGUCACUGUUGUGGAGCGCGCCAAGACUCUGUGCGAAGCCAAUCCCAAUGCCACCGUGCUGGUCGAGCAGUUGGAAGCCUUUAACAACACCAAGGCGCUGGAUGCCGCACUGAAGCAAGUGCGCAGCCAGCUGCCCGACGCUGCCGCCAUGUUUCUGUCAGUGGAUGCGGACUCCAAGAAGAUCUUCUGUCUCAGCUCGGUGCCGAAAAGUGCCGUGGAAAAGGGUCUGAAGGCCAACGAGUGGGUGCAGCAUGUUUCCGCCACGCUGGGAGGCAAGGGAGGUGGCAAACCGGAAUCCGCCCAGGCAUCGGGCACAAAUUACGAAAAGGUGGACGAAAUUGUCCAAUUGGCCAGCAAAUUCGCUCAGUCGAAACUGUCUUAAGAGCAUAAAGGAUUCGAAAGCGGCAAGACCUUCAAUUACUCACAAUUUUGAUACACAACUAUGCUUAAUCUUAAUCCGUUGAUCUGUUUUAAACAGCAUUUCAGAUGAAUUUUUACGGCUAUUUAUAAAAUAAAAGCAUUUAUACACUAAAUUAAUU